AUGACCAAGUGUUGUACGGAGGAGUGCGUGCUAGAGGAGGGCGGCGUGCGGGAGCCACGUGAGGAAGUGGAGGGGGAAGAGGAGGAGGACCGUCAACGGCUCGAGGAGGGAGACGAGGAGGAGGGAGAAGAGGAGGAGGAUGAAGGGGAGGAAGAUGGAGACAACAAACCCAAAAGGCGAGGGCCGAAGGAGAAGAAAAUGACCAAAGCCCGCAUGCAGAGAUUCAAGAUGCGUCGGAUGAAGGCCAACGCCCGGGAGAGGAACCGGAUGCAUGGGCUGAAUGACGCUCUGGAGGGGCUGCGGCGCGUGGUGCCGUGCUAUUCCAAGACACAGAAGUUGUCCAAGAUCGAGACCCUGCGCCUGGCCAAGAACUACAUCUGGGCCCUGAGCGAGGUCCUGCACUCGGGCAAGGCCCCCGACCUGCUCUCCUUCGUCCAGGCCCUCUGUAAAGGGUUGUCUCAGCCUACCACCAACCUGGUGGCCGGGUGUCUCCAGCUCAACCCCAGGACCUUCCUCCCAGAGCAGAGCAGUGACCCUCACCUCCAGGGGGGGGGUUCCUACUCCUUCCAGGGUCCCGGUCUGACCCCGGGUCUGCCCAGCCCCCCCUAUGGUCAUCUGGACUUCUCCCACGGGGCCAAGCCCCUGAGCUACGUGUACGACGGCCCCCUCCUCACAGACUGCUCCAGCCCCGCCUUCGACGGCGCCCCCCUCAGCCCGCCCCUCAGCGUCAACGGGAACUUCUCCUCCUUCAAACAGGAAGUGGCGGCAGGGGACUUCCCCUUCGGUCUGCAACACUACGGCCCCCUGUUGUACGCACCUACCCACCCCCUCGACGGACUGAUGGGGUUCGACGGCCACGCCCCCCACGAGAGAAACCACGCCCCCCGUGAGAGAAGCCACGCCCCCCACGAGAGAUGCAUGACUACACUGAAUGCCAUCUUUCACGAGUCAUGAGAACCAUAUCGAGACGAGGGGGGGGGGGGGAGUUAGACAAUUUAGACCUAUAAACAUAGUUAGUCCAGUUAGACCCGAGUCCUAUAGAGAUAAGGUUAAUCCACUUAGAUCAGAGUGCUAUGUUAAAUAUAGUUAGUCCAGUUAGACCAGAGUUCUAUAAAAGUUCUAAAAAUAAUUUCCCUCUGGGAUUAUUAAAGUAUUUAUCUAUCUAUCUAUCUAUCUAUCUAUCUAUAGAGACAUAGUUAGACUAGAGUCCUAUAGUGACAUAGUUAGACCAGAGUCCUACAGAGACAGAGUUAGGCCAGCGUCCUAUAGAGACAGAGUUAGAUCAGAGUCCUAUAGAGACAGAGUUAGACCAGAGUCCUAUAAAGACAGUUAGACCUGAGUCCUAUAGAGAUAAGGUUAAUCCACUUAGAUCAGAGUGCUAUGUUAAAUAUAGUUAGUCCAGUUGGACCAGAGUUCUAUAAAAGUUCUAAAAAUAAUUUCCCUCUGGGAUUAUUAAAGUAUUUAUCUAUCUAUCUAUCUAUCUAUCUAUCUAUCUAUCUAUCUAUCUAUCUAUCUAUCUAUCUAUCUAUCUAUCUAUAGAGAAAUAGUUAGACUAGAGUCCUAUAGUGACAUAGUUAGACCAGAGUCCUACAGAGACAGAGUUAGGCCAGCGUCCUAUAGAGACAGUUAGAUCAGAGUCCUAUAGAGACAGAGUUAGACCAGAGUCCUAUAAAGACAGUUAGACCAGAGUCCUAUAGAGACAGAGUUAGACCAGAGUCCUAUAGAGACAGAAGUAGACCAGAGUCCUACAGAGACAAAGUUAGACCAGAGUCCCAAAUACACUGAUUUAGACCAGAGUCCUAUAGAGAGAGUUAGACCAGAGUCCUAUAGAGACAGAGUUAGACCAGAGUCCUAUAGAGACAGAGUUAAACCAGAGUCCUAUAGAGACAGAGUUAGGCCAGCGUCCUAUAGAGACAGAGUUAGACCAGAGUCAGAGUUAGACCAGAGUGCUAUAGAGACAGAGUUAGACUAGAGUCCUAUAGAGACAGUUAGACCAGAGUCCUACAGAGACAAAGUUAGACCAGAGUCCCAAAUAGACAGAUUUAGACCAGAGUCCUAUAGAGACAGAGUUAGACCAGAGUCCUAUUGAGAGAGUUAGACCAGAGUCCUAUAGAGACAGAGAAGGGCCAGAGUCCCAUAGAGACAGAGUUAGACCAGAGUCAAAGUUAGACCAGAGUCCUAUAGACAGAGUUAGACCAGAGUCCCGUAGGGUCAAAGUUAGACCAGAGUCCUAUAGACAGAGUUAGACCAGAGUCCUAUAGAGAUCGAGUUAGACCAGAGUCCCAUAGAGCGCGAGUUAGACCAGAGUCCUAUAGAGACAGAGUUAGACGAGAUUCAGAGUUAGACCAGAGUCCUAUAGACUGUGUUAGACCAGAGUCCUUUAGUUAGACUGAGUCUAGAUUCUGGAGUAAACUUUACUAAUGUUAGUCCUUUCCUUACCCUUUAUUAUGUCAAAGAAACAACAAUCUUUUAGCAAUAAUCUGGAAUUAUGCAAUUUAAAAGCCUUUGUAAUAAGAUAACCAUGCAAAUAAAGAGGUGUAUAUUAUUCUUUUUUGCCAACACAAUGUCCUAUGUUUUGUAUAUAAGCUAGGUACGAAGGCCUGGGGCUGGGUUUAAUGUAUGUAAUGUAAGUACAACUCAAUAAAACAGGUUAUGUUCAAGAACCCCCUGAUAAAUUUGGCAUCUGUAUAAAUUACAUCUGAAAUUCUGACGUUGUCAUAAAACACAUAAUACAUCCAGGACAUAUAAAGGACCAUUACCAACCACAUUAAAUCAAA
Gadus chalcogrammus (walleye pollock) is the source of this 2777-nucleotide messenger RNA. RefSeq names its product neuronal differentiation 1 (gene neurod1). The record is from RefSeq and is a predicted model, not a curated record. NCBI's taxonomy places the organism in Eukaryota, Metazoa, Chordata, Actinopteri, Gadiformes, Gadidae. The transcript has 3 exons. Gene Ontology annotation, molecular function: protein dimerization activity. The coding region runs from base 1 to 954 and encodes 317 amino acids.